AUGAGUCCAGCGGCCAUCGGUGGCCCCCACCUGCGAACUACCUCAAUCAAUGGAACUGGGCCAAUCAACAACACAAAGAAAGAUGGCGUUAAUGGUACUGGCACUUUGAAUGCUAGUAGUCGAAUACUACCGCAUCUAGACGAUCUGGUGAAUGCGAAACCACUUGUCGAUAGACAGUCCUCGUUACGGAAGUUGCUGGAAGCUGGCGAAGAAGCCGCGAAACAUGCGGAAACAUACCUAGACUUUAAACGCCUGGACUUGGCUCUUCAACAGUACAUCAUAGCCUUUACAAUAGCCGUGGAAUAUAUCCCCCAGAGUCCGCAUUAUCCAGAUCUAAGGAGUAGGUCGGAUUACACUCGACUAUACGCUGGCUUGCAGAAACGGCUCAAUGUACAACAUCAUAAAUUCGAGGAAGUCAAGAAAAUAAUCAAGGAGGAUAACACAAGAACCGGAGUCAGCCCAUCUAGUUUACUUCCGUACAAUGGACAAUCUGUUCCUGGAAAUGCCAAUAACAUUGCAUUCAAGCCAACCAUAUCCGAUGUCAAUAGCAACCCAACCAAUAAAAAGAUUGAACCCCGUCAAAAGCCAGUGAUACAACCGAAACCACAAGGGCUUCAUGGCAAUUCUAUACAAACAGCAAAUGGCGUAUCAUCCAGUCUGCCCAGCUCAUCCGAGAGCGACUUGGCCGCAAGAUUCGCACGUUUGAGGAGUCAAAAUACUACAACCCCUACUCAAGAUCCUAGGAUUAGGACUCAACAAAUUACUAUUCCAGAUGAAAUCAAAAUAGACCAAAAGUCAAUCAAUUCGGCAUCGCAGUACAAGCAAAAUGCGAGUAUAUUGCGGCCUCUCGGCCCAAGAGAAAUGCCAAUGAGCCCAGCAACUCUCAAGACAGAAAAACCCAUCCUUGACAUGGAUACUAGUGUUCCCAUGAUGCCGAGAAUGCCUGAUGCAAUCUAUAGUCCAGCCCGUAGUACAGACGUGGUUUCGACUAACAGUCAACCGCCACUGUUAUCUCGAGGGUCUUCCUACUUUAACGGAAAAAGAGAGCCUUCUAAUUCAGUCGCAAAAGUCUCUCGCAAUCGAAUCGUAGUUGACGAUGCAACUGAUUAUUUCUCUAACUCUGAGGUCAAUAAUUACACAUUUGACCAUGGUCAUCCUGAGCCUGAACCCCGGAUUGACAAGCCAUCAAUACCCAACGCUACAACUAUUACUGCCGAGCAGCUUCAUGGUUUUCUCAAAAUGGGCUCUAAAACCUUGAGUGUCUUGAUCGUGGAUAUUAGAAGCAGAGAAGAAUUCAAUGAGGGGCACAUCAUGGCCUCAUCGAUCAUUUGCAUUGAACCUAUAGCUCUACGAAAAGACAUGUCCGCAGAAGAUCUUGGGGAGGGAAUUGUUCUAUCUCCUGAACCGGAACAAAGGUUGUACGAUCAGAGGCAUACAUUUGACUUGAUAGUCUAUUACGAUCAAUCGUCGAUGCCAAUAAACACGGAACAUGUUCCAGGCGAACCUCUUAAUCAUUUGCAACAAUUUAGUAAAAUUAUCUACGAUCAUGCUUACGAUCAUCGAUUGAAGCGACGACCAAUGCUACUUGUUGGCGGUCUAGACUCUUGGAUAGACCUCUUUGGGCCGAAUGUAUUAAAGAGCGAAAUGCCUGGCAAUAAAUCUCUGGUCAGAAACAAGAAACAUGACCAUCAAGGUUUGGGUCGAGUUUCUAUAGCUCGAAGAGGUUUAGUCGCAAAGAGAACACCUAGAUUACGAACUUUAUCAGCAGCAGAGGAAGAAAAAUGGGAUCAAGCUUUAAAACAAAAUUCCGACGAUGAAUCACCUGCUCAGGAUUCUGCCAUGGACGAAUCUUAUUAUGCCAGAACUACCGAGGACUUCAUGAGGAGAUACCCAGAGCUUCCAUCAAUCAAGCAAUCCAUGGCCUCGCCAUCAAUGCCAAGGUCAUUGCCUCUCUAUGAUGGAUCAAAAAUUUCAGCCCCACCAACUCGUCCGCCACCGGCUCUUCCAAGACAGAGAUCUAAUGGCAUUUUCGAACAGACACCCUACAAGAAUUAUGCCAUGACAGGAGGAAAUUCCAGCGCUCCACCCGUAAUAGACCCUGGUCUCUGUGGAUUAAGAAACAUCACGGGUGGUCUCUGUUACAUGAACGCCAUUGUCCAGGCUAUUGGUUCCUCGCCAGGAAUAAGAAACAUGUUUAUUAAAUUCCAAUAUCCUUGUAUUCCGGAAGUCCCGAAAAAACCAGGCGAAGAUAGCCCCCCGAGGCUGUUGAUGACCCGGGCUCUGCGCAGCUUGCUACAGCAUAUGUGGUGUGGGAAGUACGACGAGAUUGUUCCAAGAAUGUUUCAACAAUACGUCCAUGCAACUGCUGUUGGCCAUGAAGGUUACAUAGGCCUUGAUCAGUCUCGCAUGGGUGACCAUCAUAGACCCGAUACAACUUUUGGAACUGCUAGACAGCAUGAUGCCAACGAGUUUUUAGCUUGGCUUUUUGAUGUUAUCAUGGACGAACAAAAUAUCCAUCGCGACAAGACUGGACUUUUAGGUGAUGUCUCAACUUUUUCUGCAAAGGAGAAAAGUGAAUUGCCAAGAACUCAAAACUGUCGCGAAGGAUACGAAAGGGCCCUUGAAACGUUGAAUUCGCCCCUAGCAAAACUUGUCUGUAAUCAAAAGAUGUAUGAGAUAGUUUGUGAGACUUGUAAGGACACUAGCGUCACCUCAGAUAUGUUAUCUCCUAUAAUAUAUCUAGGGGUUGAUCCGAAUGGAGGGUUAAAUCAAAAUUUGCACUCUCUGCUUCGGACGUAUUGCCUGACUGAAGAGAGAACGGGAUUGGAUUGCGAUGGAUGUGGUGUCACACACUCGCGCACCAAAAUCCAGAGGCAGCUCUUUUCUAGUCUCCCGGACUACCUCGUCUUUCCUUUCAAGGUAGCUCAAAUGGCUGGUGAAAUACAGGGUAAUCGCUUAAAUGUUCAAGUAAACUUUCCAUUGGUUCUUGAUAUGGCAGAGUACACAUGGCUAUCACAGAAAGACGGAUAUUCGGAUCGAGUUCUUCCGCAUCAGAAACCACCAUUCUUAUACGAUUGUUAUGCCGCGGUACAACACAGUGGAUCAACGGAAUCUGGGCACUAUUGGGCGUUGGUCCGUAGGAUAGAUCCGAAUAACAGAUGGACCGAUAAUUGGCACGAGUUCAAUGAUAGUAGAGUGAUACCAGGUAAAACUUUUGCUGAUACACAAAGCUAUCGAACUGUUAUGAUCUUUUACCGUCGUCAAGGCGCUGCUUGA
Molecule: messenger RNA, 3276 nt
Organism: Botrytis sinoallii
Lineage: Eukaryota; Fungi; Ascomycota; Leotiomycetes; Helotiales; Sclerotiniaceae
Exons: 2
Coding region: 1-3276 (1091 amino acids)
Biological process (GO): protein deubiquitination
Molecular function (GO): cysteine-type deubiquitinase activity
Source: RefSeq, a predicted model, not a curated record